AUGCAUGUCGUCGGCCGCCGCGUCUCGAUCGAUCAAAUAUCCUCGUCGACUCCGUCACCAUCGUCGUCGCGCGCUGGGAAGUUGGAGAGCAGAGGACCUAGCAGAAGUCAGAUCGGACGGGAUGGACGACGGGUGAUGGAGGGAGGCGAUUGGCGUCUGCGAGUUCUGGUGGCGGAGUGGCGAUGGUUGGCGACGGGAUGGAGGGAGCCAAUGGUCGGAUUUUCUUCUUCUCCUACUCCUCUUGUGUGGUGGGACGGUGAAUGGGAAACAGAAAGUUGA
Messenger RNA from Linum trigynum, 279 nucleotides. Lineage: Eukaryota; Viridiplantae; Streptophyta; Magnoliopsida; Malpighiales; Linaceae. The record is from the annotation of a GenBank genome assembly.